UGCCACCUCCUUCCCGGCCCCGUCGGUGAGCUCCUGCGUUCUUAUUCCCGCGCUGAGCGCCCUGCAGACUGUCCUUGGACGCACAAGGGUCCUCCAUUCGGGUAGCCCAGCGGCCGGGACCCUCCCAGGGCCAUGGGCAAGGUUUUCUUCAGUGUUCGAGUUGCUUCGGUCCGUAGAGCCCGCUGCACUUGUCAGGGGCCAUGCCACCUCUCCUGCAGAGCCCCUCUUCCACUUGGAGCCCUACACGCGCCCAGCCAACUGGAUUGCGCACGGGCGCCCUCAGAGGCUCCACAAGCCGCCGUCGGAACCAGCUCCUCGGGCAUCCCUGGUCGCCUCUCGGCGCCAGCCGGCAGCUGGAAGGAGCGAGCGGCAGCCUCAUCAGCCCCAGACGUCUUGGGAGCUGAUGACAAUAACACGGGUGAGAACUGUUCCCAGAAGCUGGCAACUGCUCAUCUGCUCCGCUUCCUCCUGCUGGUCCUGAUUCCAUGUAUCUGUGCACUUGUCGUCCUGCUGGUGAUCCUGCUUUCCUUUGUUGGAACAUUAAAAAAGGCCUAUUUUAAAUCCAAUGGGAGUGAACCUGUGGUCACUGAUGGUGAAGUCCAAGUGUCUAAAGUCAUUCUUACAAAUGCAGUUUAUAACCAGAGCGCGCUGGCAUCAACUGCACUCCCCAACCAACACGUCCCAGCCUGGACCGUGGAUCCUGCAGUCACAGAAGACCACAGUCAAAGGAAUCCAAGUACCUGCAUCAGUAUCCCGCACAGUCAGUGUCAGAUACUGCCCUACCAAACCACACCUGUGUUCUCGAUCGUCAAGCACAUGGACCUGGAGAAGUUCCUCAAGUUCUUUGCGUACCUCCAUCGCCUCAGUUGCUAUCAGCAUAUCAUGUUGUUUGGCUGUAGCCUCGCCUUCCCUGAGUGCAUCAUUGAUGGUGAUGACAGUCAUGGCCUCCUGCCCUGUAGGUCUUUCUGUGAGGCUGCAAAAGAAGGCUGUGAGUCGGUGCUGGGGAUGGUGAACUCCUCCUGGCCUGAUUUUCUUAAGUGCUCCCAGUUUAGAAACCAAAAUGAAAGCAACAACGCCAGCAGGAUUUGCUUCUCGCCACAGCAGGAAGAUGGAAAGCAAUUGCUCUGCGGAGGGGGUGAGAGCUUUCUGUGUGCCAGUGGAAUCUGUGUCCCCAAGAAACUCCAGUGCAAUGGCUACAAUGACUGUGAUGACUGGAGCGAUGAGGCGCAUUGCACCUGCGGUGAGGACCUGUUUCGCUGCCACACAGGCAAGUGUCUGAAUCACAGCCUCGUAUGUGAUGGAUACGAUGAUUGUGGGGACCUGAGUGAUGAGCGGGACUGUGAUUGCCACCCCACCAAGGAGCAUCGCUGUGGUGAUGGGCGCUGCAUCACAGUUGAGUGGGUGUGUGAUGGAGACCAUGACUGUGUGGACAAGUCCGAUGAGGUUAAUUGCUCCUGUCACAGCCAGGGUCUGGUGGAAUGCAGAAGUGGACAGUGCAUCCCGGGCAGCUUCCGGUGUGAUGGAGAUGAGGACUGUAAGGAUGGGAGUGAUGAGGAAAACUGCAGUGACAGUCAGACUCCAUGUCAAGAAGGAGACCCAAGAUGCCUCUACAAUCCCUGCCUUGAUUCAUGUGGUGGGAGCGCGCUCUGCGACCCGAACACCGGUUUGAAUAACUGCAGUCAAUGUGAACUGAUCACACUGGAACUGUGUAUGAAUUUGCCAUACAAUCAUACAAAUUUUCCAAAUUACCUCGGGCACAGGACUCAAAAAGAAGCAUCCAUCAGCUGGGAGUCCUCUCUCUUUCCUGCACUUGUUCAAACCAAUUGUUACAAGUACCUCAUGUUCUUUGCUUGCACCAUUUUGGUACCAAAGUGUGAUGAGAACACAGGCCAGCGUAUCCCUCCUUGCAGAGCGCUGUGUGAGCACGCUAAAGAACGCUGCGAAUCUGUCCUUGGCAUUGUGGGCCUGCAGUGGCCCGAAGACACAGACUGUGGUCAGUUCCCAGAGGAAGAGUCAGAUAAUCAAACUUGCCUGAUGCCCGAUCAAGACGUGGAAGAAUGUUCACCUAGUCACUUCAAAUGCCAUUCUGGACGGUGUGUCCUGGCUUCCAGAAGAUGCGAUGGCCAGGCGGAUUGUGACGACGACAGUGAUGAAGAGAACUGUGGGUGUAAAGAAAGAGAUCUUUGGGAAUGUCCAUCCAAUAAGCAAUGUUUGAAGCCCACGUUGGUCUGUGACGGGUUCCCGGACUGUCCUGACAAAAUGGAUGAAAAAAACUGUUCAUUUUGCCAAGCUGAUGAACUGGAAUGUGCAAACCAUGAGUGUGUGCCACGGGACCGGUGGUGUGAUGGUGUAGCCAACUGCGCCGACAGCUCAGAUGAAUGGGAUUGUGUGACUCUCUCUCAAAAUGUGAACUCCUCUUCAUUCCUGACUGUUCACAGAUCUGCCACAGAACAGCAUGUGUGUGCAGACGGCUGGCAGGAGACAUUGAGUCAGCUGGCCUGCAAGCAGAUGGGUUUAGGAGAACCAUCCGUGACCCAGCGGAUAGAGGAACAGGACAAAGACCAGCAGUGGCUGAUGUUACGCUCCAAUUGGGAGAGCUUCAACAGAACCACUUUGCAUGAACUGCUGAUAAAUGGGCAGUCCUGUGAGAGCGCCAGUAGGAUUUCUCUUCUGUGUGCUAAACAAGACUGUGGGCGCCGCCCUGCUGCCCGCAUGUACAAGAGGAUCCUGGGAGGUCGGACAAGUCGCCCUGGCAGGUGGCCGUGGCAAUGCUCUCUGCAGAGUGAACCUAGUGGACACAUCUGUGGCUGUGUCCUCAUUGCCAGAAAGUGGGUUCUGACUGUUGCUCACUGCUUUGAGGGGAGAGAAAAUGCUGCCGUUUGGAAAGUGGUGCUUGGCAUUAACAACUUAGAUCACCCGUCAGUAUUCACGCAGACACGUUUCGUGAAGAACAUCAUCCUGCACCCUCGUUACAGCCGUGCGGUGGUGGACUAUGACAUCAGCAUAGUGGAACUCAGUGAAGACAUCAAUGAGACCAGCUAUGUGCGUCCUGUCUGCUUACCCAGCCCGGAGCAAUCAUUGGAACCUGAUACGUACUGCUAUAUCACAGGCUGGGGCCACAUGGGCAACAAAAUGCCUUUUAAACUGCAAGAGGGAGAGGUGCGCAUUAUUUCCCUUGAACAGUGUCAGUCCUACUUUGACAUGAAGACAAUCACCAACCGGAUGAUAUGUGCAGGCUAUGAAUCUGGCACGGUGGACUCCUGCAUGGGUGACAGUGGCGGGCCCCUUGUUUGUGAGCAGCCUGGAGGACAGUGGACAUUAUUUGGUUUAACUUCGUGGGGCUCCAUCUGCUUUUCCAAAGUUCUGGGGCCUGGCGUUUAUAGCAAUGUGUCCUACUUUGUCAAAUGGAUUAAAAGAGAGAUCUAUAUCCAGACCUUUCUCCUGAACUAA
Molecule: messenger RNA, 3450 nt
Organism: Ochotona princeps (American pika)
Lineage: Eukaryota; Metazoa; Chordata; Mammalia; Lagomorpha; Ochotonidae
Gene: CORIN
Product: corin, serine peptidase
Exons: 22
Coding region: 133-3450 (1105 amino acids)
Biological process (GO): peptide hormone processing; acrosome reaction; regulation of blood pressure
Cellular component (GO): membrane
Molecular function (GO): serine-type endopeptidase activity; protein binding
Source: RefSeq, a predicted model, not a curated record